Messenger RNA from Fusarium venenatum, 828 nucleotides. RefSeq names its product Alpha/Beta hydrolase protein. The record is from RefSeq and is a predicted model, not a curated record. Lineage: Eukaryota; Fungi; Ascomycota; Sordariomycetes; Hypocreales; Nectriaceae.
AUGUCAGAAACAUCUCAAACUCAGAAGGAGCUAUUCUUUUGUUCAUACAAUGAGUUGUCCGCCACAACAGUCGUGCUAAUCCACGGCCUCUUCUCCUGCAACCUCGAAUGGGAGCACGUCGUACCAUCCCUUGGCGAUUAUCAUCUCAUAAUUCCCGAUCUUCCUCAGCACUCAAAGUCCAAACAAGUUGGACCCUGGUCUCUCGAACUGGGCGCAGACUCUGUCGCGCAUCUUAUCCGAACCUACGCCCACAAUGGCCAAGCGCAUGUCGUCGGGCUCUCGCUGGGAGGCUUUACAACAAUGGAGAUAGUCCGUCGACAUCCAGGCAUUGUCAUAUCGGCAUUUGUCACUGGAGCGGCGCCAUUCAUGUCAUGGCAGACUUGGAUGGCUGAGCGACCCAGCCUUCUGUACUAUGGACUCAAGCUAGUCCUGAACUCUGGUUUUUACACGUUUAGCGUCUGGAGGGUCGGUCUCAAGGAUCACACUCUAUUGAAGAAUGAGAUUGCUUGCAAUAACGAUUGGAACUUGGUCAACGACGCUUACGGGGGUCUUGCUAAGUGGGGAGAAGAGGCUGUAAAUGAUGUCGCUGCAAAGGAUAAGCGAAUAUUGGCUAUUGCCGGAGAUCAAGGUGAUAAUAUCGAGGGGACGAAAGAGAUGGCUCAGCUAUUCUGUUCACAGGGGCUUGGUGAUGGAAAGAAAAGCGCGGCUUGUGUCAUAAAGGGAGCCAUUCAUGGUUGGAAUCUUCAGUUUCCAGAAUUAUUCGCUGAUGGAAUCAAGGCUUGGGUCGAAGACAAACCUUUGCCUGAAGAAUUCGUCAAUCUACUGUGA